Messenger RNA from Ostreococcus lucimarinus CCE9901, 213 nucleotides. RefSeq lists its product with no specific name. Lineage: Eukaryota; Viridiplantae; Chlorophyta; Mamiellophyceae; Mamiellales; Bathycoccaceae. The record is from RefSeq and is a predicted model, not a curated record. Bases 1 to 213 code for a protein of 70 amino acids. The transcript has a single exon.
AUGUGCGCCGCGUCCGUGGUUGCGUUCGUACUCUUGACCGCGUCCGUGGUCGGGGACCUGAGCGGGACGCGACGGUUGGAAACUGGGAUAGAAGUCAUCGAUUGGGCGCUGAGGGACGCGUAUUACUCGCGCGUCGUUCCGGCGUUGAUCCCAGGGACGAUCGCGUACGUCUACUUCAAUUGGCUCAGCGCCAGAUUUUUCGAGCACACGUAG